Pomacea canaliculata is the source of this 1518-nucleotide messenger RNA. RefSeq names its product V-type proton ATPase subunit G-like. NCBI's taxonomy places the organism in Eukaryota, Metazoa, Mollusca, Gastropoda, Architaenioglossa, Ampullariidae. Gene Ontology annotation, biological process: proton transmembrane transport. Gene Ontology annotation, cellular component: vacuolar proton-transporting V-type ATPase complex. The record is from RefSeq and is a predicted model, not a curated record. The coding region runs from base 75 to 425 and encodes 116 amino acids. Gene Ontology annotation, molecular function: proton-transporting ATPase activity, rotational mechanism. The transcript is spliced from 3 exons.
CUUGAAUAACGAUAUACUUUCGCCGGAAGAGACGUAAUUUCAUGUGACCGAUCACAUGACACAUCAUUAUCAACAUGGCGAGUCAGACGCAGGGAAUCCAGCAGCUACUCCAAGCAGAGAAAAAGGCAGCUGAGAAAGUUGCGGAAGCUCGAAGACGGAAAGCAAACCGCUUGAAGCAAGCUAAAAAGGAGGCAGACGCAGAGAUCAAUGCUUACAAGGCAGAGAGAGAGCGGCAGUACAAAGAGUAUGAGGCUAAGAUCCUUGGCUCUAAGGGUGACAUGGAGACAAAGAUUGAUGCCAAUACACGCCAGAAAAUCCAGGAGUUAAACAUGAACGUUCAGAAGAACAAAGAGCUAGCACUGAGCCGACUUAUCAAUAUUUGCCUGGACAUCAAGGCUGAGCUGCACACCAACCUUAGGCUCUAAGAGAACUAAAUAAUGUUUCACAUAUGCAGAGUUUAGGAACUAAUUUUCAUGAAAAUCUCUAGUUAAAAUUUUCCUUCAAGAGUCACAAAAAAAAAUAUUCUCAAAAAAGUGGUACACCAACUAUGCCAAUUUUUGUGUUGUAUUAUUUAAAACUAUUGAGUAUGUUCUUUGGCAAAUAUGCAUGUGCAGGGGAAAGAACACGCUUCUUUCAAAACCCUAGUUGGUGUCUUUGGUCAGUUCCGUAAAUAAUUGUGGAGGGUCUAGUCACAGCUUACACAGUUUUAGAACUUCUGUGUCGAAGUACAGAUUCUACCUUCAUUCAAAGAGUGGCUAAAUUUUAGAGAGUAGGGUUUUAACCAUUCUAGCACUAAAUUGUGUUAGUAGCCUCCAUAGCAUUUAACAAUUUCUAACUUUAUUAGCAUUAAAUACAAGAGCUAUCAAACUGGCAACUUUUUUUGUUUUGGUCUCUAAGGCAUCUUUGAUAGUUCCAUUUGAUGAAAACAAGUUGCAUGCUACAAUAUAAUUUCCUCACAACUGAUAAAAUAAUCAAGAUUGUUUAUUGGGACAACUUGUUGCUUGUAAGUCCUUUCCAUCUUGGGAUUUUCAUGGCAAUGUCUUUUAGUAAGACAGGCUUUGUAGAUUGUGUGUAUAUAUACAUAUAUAGUAGGGUUUGAGAAAUAAAAAUAAUCGGUUAUUAACUUCUAAGAUUCCUGCUUCAAAUUUAUCCUCUUAAAAAAAGCUUAAAAGAAGAAGUGCAACUAUAGCUUUGGUAACAGUUUAGACAUAAAAAGUAGAUUGCAUUUAUGAUUCAAAACAUUGUCAUUGGGAACACUAGAUGAAGUGAUAGUGAAAGAAUGUUGCUUCCUUGCCACCAAAGCUGUAAAUAUUUCUUGAAGCAUUGUUGAAGGAGGAAGGGCCCUUCUACUGUGCAAUGCCAUUCUAAUGGAAGUACUGAUGUCUGGAGUUAGUUUUACCACCUGCUUUGUCUUUUUCAUGUAAAUAAGUAAAAUUAUCAUUUCAUAAAGCAUCAUUGUGAUGGUGGAUGAACUGACUGUAUGAAGAGUUUAGACAAAUAAAGUUGUUUGUGGAACAG